GGAUGUUAUUUAAGUUAUUUUGGAAGGAUGAGGUGAAAUAACGGACCGUACCCGGCUUUAAUUGUAAACAUAAGCGAUCUCUGUAACAUUCGGCGGAUUAACAUAAAAUACAAUAUAUAUAUAUUUAUGGUUUAACUAAUUGCAAAAUGAGUCUUCUUCAGAUGUAUUGCAGGACUGUGCGUUUAUGUACAGGGAUGAUGAUUCACAGAGCACGCAAAUACUCCGCAACAACAGCGCAGUUCUCAGAGAAGAAACUGAGCCGGUAUUUUGUGGAUUAUCGUAGGGUGAGGGUUGUGGCAGGUUCAGGGGGUAAUGGAGCUUCCACUUUCCACAGUGAGCCCAGGAAAGAGUGGGGUGGCCCUGAUGGCGGUAAUGGAGGUGCUGGAGGAGACGUUAUCAUUAAAGUGGACCCGCGUGUGAAAUCACUUGCCUCAGUAUCAGCAGUGUAUUCUGGAAAAAACGGAGUAGCAGGGCGCAAUAAGGACCGCUGUGGACGCAGUGCCAGUUCCACCUACAUUUUAGUUCCCUUGGGCACCAUUAUAAAGGAAGGGGGUAAGACAGUAGCAGACCUCUUAUGUCAUGGCCAGAUGUAUACUGCUGCAUACGGAGGAGCGGGAGGCAAGGGGAACCACUUUUUCUUGUCUAAUGAAAACAGAGCUCCCAUUACUGCCAUGCCUGGAGACAGGGGACAGGAACGAGUCUUUCAACUGGAGCUGCGGACCAUGGCCCACGCUGGACUGGUUGGUUUACCAAAUGCAGGCAAGUCCUCUCUGUUAUGUGCCAUAUCCAAUGCCCGGCCAGCUGUGGCAGCUUACCCCUUCACCACACUAAAACCUCAUGUGGGCAUUGUUAAAUACAGAGACCACGAGCAGGUGGCAGUAGCUGACAUUCCUGGGCUUACUCCAGACGCUCAUUUGAAUAGUGGCCUUGGCAUUUCUUUCCUACGGCACAUUGAGCACUGUCGUAUUUUGUUGUACGUACUGGACAUGUCUUCUGUAGAACCCUGGAAGCAGCUGCAGCAGCUGCGCUUUGAACUGGACCAAUACAAAAUGCAUCUGUCACACAGACCUAGUGCUAUCGUUGCCAACAAAAUGGACUUGCCAGAUGCCUGGAACAACCUUAGGGCUUUGAGGAAUCAAGUCCAUCAGCGAGUUAUUCCUGUUUCUGCACUGACAGGAGACAACAUAGAGCAGCUCAUCUUACACUUGCGAGAGCUGUAUGACGACUACCCACUAGACAGUGAUUAGUUGAUAUU
This is a messenger RNA of Triplophysa rosa, 1255 nucleotides long. It is a transcript of the gene mtg2, whose product is annotated as mitochondrial ribosome-associated GTPase 2. The record is from RefSeq and is a predicted model, not a curated record. NCBI's taxonomy places the organism in Eukaryota, Metazoa, Chordata, Actinopteri, Cypriniformes, Nemacheilidae. Bases 147 to 1247 code for a protein of 366 amino acids. Gene Ontology annotation, molecular function: GTPase activity; magnesium ion binding; GTP binding. The transcript has 6 exons. Gene Ontology annotation, cellular component: mitochondrion.